Molecule: messenger RNA, 1425 nt
Organism: Zingiber officinale
Lineage: Eukaryota; Viridiplantae; Streptophyta; Magnoliopsida; Zingiberales; Zingiberaceae
Exons: 2
Coding region: 242-1207 (321 amino acids)
Source: RefSeq, a predicted model, not a curated record
GUCUCUUCUAAGGACAUGGAGGAUGUUAGCAAUAAAAUGAUUUCUCUCCGUAGCUCCGUCCCUUUUGCAUGGCUUUGAUCAGGUGCUUGGAGCCCCUCUCCCUCACUUUGCAGCCUUCUUUUGCUGAAAUUUAUUGCAGGGAAGAAAAGAUCAGAGCGAGUGUCUUCUCCGUCAGAGCCACGAUCCGACAAUUUAAAGGACGGGGAGGGGAGGGGAGAGGAGAGGAGAGGAGCGGCAAACCAUGGAGCCUUCCUCCGAUUUCUUCGCCUUCCUGGUCCGCGGCGUCGACGAGCUCCUUGGCGACGCGAGCUUUUCGUCGAGCGAUUUCAUGUCGCUGCAGUUCCUGCAGCGCGCGGCGGCGCUCCUCCGGGCGCUCCACUCCCGGCUGACCGGCCUGGUGAGGAAGCUCCACCUCCCCGUCGGGGAGAGGUGGCUAGACGAGUAUAUGGACGAAAGCUCCCGCCUUUGGGACGUCUGCCGCGUCAUCAAGCUCGGUGUGGCGGGGAUGGAGAACUACUGCUCCGCCGGAGCUGACAUGGUCGCGGCGGUCGAAAGGUGGCGGCGCGGCCCCACUGCUCAACUCGCUCGGCAGGCGAUGCGCGCGGUUUCGAUUUGCCGGCGAGAGGCGACGGGAUUGGAGGAGGAGAACAGAGCGCUAAUGGAGACGCGGAUUGAACUAUCAUCGUUAAAAUUGGAGGAAGCGUCGUGGGCGGAAUCGAGAUACGAUGCGUUCAACGGCUUCAGAAGCAUGCUUUGCGCGCUGAGGAACGCCGGCUCCCUCCUCCUCCUGAUCCUGCUAUGGGGCUCGGUGCACUACGGGCCCGAUUUGGCGGCGGCGUUGGCGGCUGCCGGCGAGGGCUACUCUCCGUUCUUCGCGUCGGAAACGUCGCUCUGCGUUGCGAGGCUGCGGCAGAGGAUGGUAGCGGAAGCGGGACGAGCAGCGCCGGGGAUCCGGAUGCGGGAAUUCAGGCGGGUGAGGGCGAGGACUGAGGAGCUGAGGGAAGAGCUGGAGAGUGCCGGGGCGUGGAGGUGUGACGCGGAGGCAGCCGCCGGCGGCGGGAGAGUGAAGGAGAUGGCGGAGGAGCUCAAGGGGUGGUUGGGAAUGCUGAGGAGCGGAAGUGAGAGCCUGGUCGGGGAAUUGGAUGACUUGCUGGAUGAGAUCGUGGAGGCAAGGAAGAAGCUGUCCUACCUUUGCAGCAGGAGAUGAAAAAGAUUCCAAGAAGGAAAAAGAAGCCGCCAUUGGAGAAGUUCCUGUUUCAUCUAGAAAUUGUGCAAAUUCAAUGCCGUAACAAGAGAUCGUUUGACAUUGAAAAGUCUUUGUUUGUCGCCAGAAAAGGUUGACUUUGUUUGAUGUGUUUAAUGUUCACUGUACUCCGAAAGAUUUGGUAGGCGAUCACGGUGAUCGCCGCAUUCAUUCUCUCAAUU